Molecule: messenger RNA, 1219 nt
Organism: Raphanus sativus (radish)
Lineage: Eukaryota; Viridiplantae; Streptophyta; Magnoliopsida; Brassicales; Brassicaceae
Product: zinc transporter 11
Exons: 2
Coding region: 119-1099 (326 amino acids)
Biological process (GO): zinc ion transmembrane transport
Cellular component (GO): membrane
Molecular function (GO): zinc ion transmembrane transporter activity
Source: RefSeq, a predicted model, not a curated record
UUGUACUACAAAACUGAUUUUUCUUUAUUGUACGACUCCUUAAAACUCACCCCACUCAUAUAUUACGCUGACAUAUCUCCUAACUCGGAGGAAUCACAGACACACAAAACAGUUCCACAUGUCUCGUCGUCCUCUUGUCUUCUUCUUCUUCUUCCUCUUUCUUGUCUUGGUCGUCCCUUGUCUGUCCCAUGGAGGCGGAGGAGACCACGACGACGACGAUGCUCCGCACGCCAAGAGUACCGAUCUCAAAUCAAAAUCUUUAAUCUCUGUCAAAAUAGCGUGUCUUGUCAUCAUCUUUGUGCUCACGUUCAUCAGCGGCGUAUCUCCUUAUUUCCUGAAAUGGAGCCAAGGGUUUCUGGUCCUGGGAACACAGUUCGCAGGAGGAGUGUUUCUCGCGACGGCCCUGAUGCAUUUCUUGCCAGACGCCGACGAGACGUUUCGGGAUUUGCUGACCAAGGAAGGAGAGUCGGAGCCGUCUCCGGCUUACCCAUUCGCGUUCAUGUUGGCCUGUGCUGGUUAUAUGCUGACCAUGCUCGCUGAUUCCGUCAUCGCUCAUGUCUACUCCAAGACCCCAUCCAAAGACGUCGAGGAGCUUCAAGGAGAAGAGAAACCGAACCAGGGUUCAGGUAUAGGAGAUAGCAUUCUACUGAUCGUAGCUCUGUGUUUCCACUCUGUAUUCGAAGGGAUAGCCAUAGGGAUCUCAGAGAGUAAAGCAGAUGCGUGGAGAGCUCUAUGGACAAUAACACUCCACAAGAUAUUCGCAGCGAUAGCAAUGGGGAUAGCUCUUCUCCGUAUGAUCCCUGAUCGUCCUCUCUUCUCCACCAUCAUCUAUUCUUUCGCAUUCGCCAUCUCGAGCCCGAUAGGAGUUGGGAUCGGAAUAGUGAUAGACGCGACGACGCAAGGGACGGUGGCGGAUUGGAUAUUCGCAGUGUCUAUGAGCUUGGCGUGUGGGGUGUUCGUUUACGUGUCAGUGAAUCAUUUGUUGGCUAAAGGGUAUAUUCCGAACAAAAAGGUUAAUGUGGAUCAGCCUAGCUUUAAGUUUUUGGCUGUUUUGUCUGGAGUUGUUGUCAUCGCCAUUGUUAUGAUUUGGGACACUUGAAUUGUCUACUCAAAAACUACUACGGAUUUUAGAAUUACAAAAUUGUUUUUUUUUUUUUUUUUAAAUUGUGAGAAAACAAAAGGUAAUUUGAUACUACCAGACAUUGAUUUUGGAUGAUUA